This is a messenger RNA of Daucus carota subsp. sativus, 2769 nucleotides long. Its product is annotated as carbon catabolite repressor protein 4 homolog 6. Gene Ontology annotation, molecular function: 3'-5'-RNA exonuclease activity. Bases 82 to 2508 code for a protein of 808 amino acids. The transcript has 15 exons. The record is from RefSeq and is a predicted model, not a curated record. Lineage: Eukaryota; Viridiplantae; Streptophyta; Magnoliopsida; Apiales; Apiaceae.
UACGGGGAUUCCAUAAAACUUUUAUAACCACGUAACGUAAAAAUUAAAACAAUCAACUCUGAAAAAAAGGAGGUGAUAUUGAUGAGGGUCCGUUUUUCUGCUGCUUCUUCCUUGCUCGCCACCGCCAUGUCUUCACGCCCUCCGUACAGAGGUAGCCGCCGAUUCUCCGACGCCGGAAUCAAUCAAUUCGUCUCCGGCGACGCUCAUUUUCAGUCCGUCAGAGACGCUAAUCAACGCCGAGGGAGAACUGAUCAUCAUUCUCACCCGCAAUUGAAUUCUAGGGUUUCGCACUCGGAUUAUCGACCUCCGCAGUCGAAUUCUAAUGCUGCUCCGCUGCGUUAUCAUCCGAAUCAGGCGUUUAGGCCACCGGCUUUUUAUAAUAAUCAACAACAGCAGUUGAGGAAUCCGCAGGACCAGCACUUUCAGCACAACCAGCAGUCGAGGAAUCCGCAGUAUUUCCAGCAGAAUCAGCAGCCGAGGCCGAGGAAUCAGAAGCCGUUGGAUUAUCGCGAUUGGGAGUAUGCGCCAAACCGUCCGUCUCCUGAUUGUGACCGGUUCACAAUACUCUCAUACAAUAUACUAGCAGAUUACCUGGCUAUUGAUCAUCGGGGCAAACUGUACUUUCAUGUACCUCGUUAUAUGAUGGACUGGGAAUGGCGAAAGAAGAAUAUCCUUUUUGAGCUUGGCUUAUGGGCAGCUGACAUAUUAUGCUUUCAGGAGGUUGAUAGAUUCCACGAAUUAGAGGAAGAGUUGAAGGUUAGGGGAUAUUGCGGUACUUGGAAGAUGCGAACCGGAACUCCAGUUGAUGGUUGUGCAAUAUUUUGGCGUUCCUCAAGAUUCCAGCUCUUGCACGAGGAAUCCAUUGAAUUCAAUAAGCUUGGACUACGAGAUAAUGUUGCCCAGAUUUGUGUUUUAGAGCGGAUAAGUCAGAAUGAUACACGACACAAAUCAGCUAUCCCUGCAAGUACAGGAGGUUUUAGUAAAAUUGUCGUAGGUAACACCCAUGUUCUAUACAAUCCUAGACGGGGAGAGAUCAAGCUUGGCCAGGUCAGAGUCCUUCUUGAUAGGGUUCAUGCUGUGUCAAAGCUUUGGGAUGAUGCUCCAGUUGUUCUCUGUGGUGAUUUUAACUGUACGCCGAAGAGUCCACUAUACAAUUUUAUAUCAGAGCAAGCGUUAAAUUUGUCUGACCUGCCUAGGGAUAAGGUAUCUGGACAAGCUUCAGCUGAAAUUCGUCCAUCAAGGCCAUUUCCUCACAAUCUCAGGAGUCAGACUAAAAAUGCCCAAACAAUAAACAAUGACAGGGAAAGCAGGCAUCCCGAUAUACCAACUGAUGGUUCUCCUCGUGCUUCUAGUGAUAAUAGGAUUGUCAGGCAGGGUGAGAUUUCCCCCAACAUGCAAAAAAACAAUGAUCUUGAUGGCAACAAUGGAGCUAUACCGAACCAAAGAGACUUGCCUUUUUCUCAUCAUAUAAACUCCGGCUCUUCUGGCUUAAUCAAUGUUGGUGGACACAAUGUUGAGAAAAUAUCUGAUAAUGAUGAAGCUGGCAUCUUCCAUAAUAAAGAAGAUUUGGAUUUCCACACCGAACUUGGCAGUUUAGAUGGAAGUCAGGAUAUGCAUCCUGGAUAUCUCACUAAAAGGGCAAUGCAUCAACCACCAAUUGUGCAUUCCCAAUAUGAAGAUAAACAUUCCAAUAUGCUCAGCACAGAACAAGGGGACCUUAAUAAAGAGUUAGAUGUUUCCUGCAAUGAGCUUCAUCAGUUAAAUUUAUGUGACAUAAAUUAUUCUACUUCAAAUGAAAGUUCAAAGCAUGUGCAAUCUCACUCAGUGACCAAUGGAAAUAAUCAUCUUCCAACCUUACAUGAAAUCAAAAGUCCAAAUUGCUAUACAAGUGAUGGCUGUAUACUGGAUGAAAUGGAGGAUGAUUUAUCUGACAAGGUAACUGAAUCCAUGCAAAAUAGAACACCAGUUGAAGAUUCUCAAGCCUCUAUAUCUGGUCUACAUGGCGACCUUUUCAGUCUGUCUGAGUCGAGCCAAGUUUCUGGAUCCAACUAUUCAGAAUGCGCAGGCUCCACUGACGAUGGUUCAAUAUCUGAAUUCGGUCCGCAUGUUAAAGAUUCUGGCAUGAAGUUCAAUCAAGUUGAUACCGAAAGAGCUGCUUAUGAUCCAUCAGCGUGGACCCCGAUGGAAAUAGAAAUUGCUACUGGAUGUGUAGACUCCAGACUCAUGGAGAGCCCUUUAAAGUUGAGAAGCACAUAUUCUGAAGUUGAGGAUUCUUCGGGAACAAGAGACUCAAAUGGUGAACCUAUGGUGACCAGCUACAAUAGGUGCUUCCAGGGCACAGUUGAUUACAUAUGGCGUUCUGAAGGUCUUCAAACUGUGAGGGUUCUUGCUCCAAUACCAAAACAUGCUAUGCAGUGGACUAAUGGCUUUCCUACCAAGAAAUGGGGAAGCGAUCAUAUUGCCUUGGUUUCUGAGCUGGCUUUUACAAAAGAUAUUGGACGUCCAUAGCAUACUUGCAUAUAGAAUUUCUUUUCUGGAGACCACAUGAAAGCUGUCCCCACCCCUAACAGACACACAUUUUUCCAACUGGUCAUUAGUGCAGGAUAAAUUUCAUUUUUAGCUGUAAAUAUGACCUUGCAAAUUCACAAGAUUUCUCUUGUACCUUUUUAUAUUCCAUUUUUCAUACAACGUCUUAUUCCUAUGAAAAAAGUUUCGUUUUUGUAUACUAACAUUAAGCCUAAUUGUCAUAUUGAUUACUUGUCAGUACUA